Dipodomys spectabilis (banner-tailed kangaroo rat) is the source of this 2340-nucleotide messenger RNA. RefSeq names its product ubiquitin conjugating enzyme E2 D2 (gene Ube2d2). Gene Ontology annotation, biological process: ubiquitin-dependent protein catabolic process; protein K48-linked ubiquitination. The record is from RefSeq and is a predicted model, not a curated record. Bases 421 to 864 code for a protein of 147 amino acids. The transcript has 7 exons. NCBI's taxonomy places the organism in Eukaryota, Metazoa, Chordata, Mammalia, Rodentia, Heteromyidae. Gene Ontology annotation, molecular function: ubiquitin conjugating enzyme activity. Gene Ontology annotation, cellular component: nucleus.
CCUGCGUUACCUGCGUUAGGCAGGAAACCAGGCAGUUCCUCUGGUUGUCUGACCGACCGGCUCCUAUCAAGCCCGAGACUCGGAUUCUCGGUUCCCGGCGGAGGGAUCCGCAGCGUCCGAGGAGGCGGCGCUGAGUUUGGGAGGAAGAGUCAGCUACGGCGGCGGCGGCGGCGGCGGCGGCUGGGGCUGCUGGGGCGGCAGCGCAUAAAGGGGCCGCCGCCGGGUGAUGCGGUGAUCCGCUGCGGCAGCCCCAGAAGCUGAGCGGGCCCCGGCCCUCAGCCCGUCCCGCCGGACCCGCGCUCCCGUACGUCCCGUUUUCUCCGGCCGACCCGCGACCGCCCCGGCGGCCUCAGGCCUCCUGGUCCCUUCCCCGUCCCUCCCCGGUCCCCGUCCCAGCCCCGGGGGCUACUGCCUCCCACCAUGGCUCUGAAGAGAAUCCACAAGGAAUUGAAUGACCUGGCACGGGAUCCCCCAGCACAAUGUUCAGCCGGUCCUGUUGGAGAUGACAUGUUUCAUUGGCAAGCUACAAUAAUGGGACCAAAUGACAGUCCUUAUCAGGGUGGAGUAUUUUUCUUGACAAUUCAUUUCCCAACAGAUUACCCCUUCAAACCACCUAAGGUUGCAUUUACAACAAGAAUUUAUCAUCCAAAUAUUAACAGUAAUGGGAGCAUUUGUCUUGAUAUUCUACGGUCACAGUGGUCUCCAGCACUAACUAUUUCAAAAGUACUUUUGUCCAUCUGUUCUCUGUUGUGUGAUCCCAAUCCAGAUGAUCCCUUAGUGCCUGAGAUUGCUCGGAUCUACAAAACAGAUAGAGAAAAGUACAACAGAAUAGCUCGGGAAUGGACUCAGAAGUAUGCGAUGUAAUUAAAGAAAUUAUUGGAUAACCUCUACAAAUAAAGAUAGGGGAACUCUGAAAGAGAAAGUCCUUUUGAUUUCCAUUUGACUGCUUUCUAUGAGCCCACGCCUCAUCUUCCCCUGUGCACAUGUUUACCUGAUAAAACAGCAGUGCUGCGUGUUGUACAUACUUGGAACAACAAACUAGAGAUACUGUACUUCUGUACCAACAUUGCCUCCUAGCAGAGAAGUAUGUGUAUGAAAAGCCAAUCUUCCAGGCGUAACCUAGGUGUGAGACAAAAAACUUUACUUAUUGGCAGAAAUUUGGAUAACGGCAAGGUGCGAGGGAUGGUGGGCACAUGGUGUGUACUUGGAUGGGGGAAAGCUCCACUGGCCUGUAGGAGAUUGUUUUUAAGUGGAAUCCAUUUAAAAUCAAAACCGUUAUGAACAGCAAGGUGAAGAACAUGAAGUUAUUUCUGUAUUCAUUUUCUUCGAAGGACCUACAACUUAGGUGAAAGUUAUGACCAACCAGAUUAAACUACCCACAUCCUGUAUUCUAAGGUCUAAGUUUAACUGGUCAACAUUUAAAUGGAUUGGAGCUAUUAGUACAAAAAGUGUGAUGGGCUUUGUUUCCAACUCUUUUACAUUUCCCUACCCUUUCAGCCUUUCAUCCUCCCUCUCUCUCUCCCUCCCUCUCUCUCUCUCUCUCUCUCUUUCUUUCUUUCUCUCUCUUUCCAUAUUCUUUGGUUUGUAUGUGGUUUCUCAGUUAAUACAUAGCUAAUAGCUCUUAUUUUUCUUAUGUUUUUAACUGCUUAGGUCUAUUUGGAUGUAAGGGUGAAAAUUCAUUUGAUGGAAAUACUUGUGUAUAUUUAAAGACCCAAUUGCUCCUCUGGAGCUUGUACGUUCAAGAAUGAUUAAUCUGUGUAAUAAACUGAUUACUACAGUCAUUACAUAUAAUUUUGUGUGAAUAGGCUUUUUGAUUUUAAGAACUUUGUCUAACUGAGAUUAGUGGUGGGUGUUCCCUCACCCCUGAAAUGUUUUCAUUUAUACUGGUUGCAUUUUAAAAUCAUGAAACAAUUGCAGUUUACAUAGUUAAAAAAAAUACCUUGAGUAAUUUUACUGAACAAGAUAAAAGGCAUCAGCUUAAAGGCAUUUUUGUGAAAUGUGUAUGUGCAGCAUUCCAGGAACAUGACUGUUACACUAAAUAAGAAAUUUGCUUUGUUAAUGAAACUAAGCUGCAUCUCACCAAAACCUUGUGACAUUCCCUUGGUACAUAGAACAUAAAACACGAAGGCAUUGCUAUUUGGUAAGUGAAGCCUCUGUGACUGUAAUUAUAUAGAGCAACUCUGACCAAACUUGGGAACAUGAGCACAAUCUUGUAUUGGAGAGUCUACGUAAUUACUUUGCACUAACAUUUGCAGGAUGUUCAUCCAAUUUUAAAUUGUACUGUAUGUGGCUUUUUAAAGUCUUCCCUUGACUCUAGUAAAAUGUAGUUUGAAACUUGUA